AUGUUCAAGAUGUGUUACCAUGUGUUCCUAGUGUGUACAACUUUGUUUGCUUGUGUUAUUAUGGCUGAUGCACAGCGCAAUCCUUGUUUGGGUAUACCCGAUGGAAUGUUCGUUAAUGAUUUUGCCAGCUGCGAGAGCUAUUUCUUGUGCCUCAGUGGUGUCCCAACGCAAGCUCAUUGUCCUCCUGGGUUUUACUUCAACGAGGCACAGCAACUGUGUGAUUUUCCGCAAAAUGUAUUCUGUCACGUGUGCAACCAGCAGACCGGUGUGCAGCUAUUUCCGCAUCCGACCAAUUGCAACCAGUUUGUCACAUGCUCGAACGGGAUUUCCUUCGUUGGCAAUUGCAAGGUCGGCGAAACAUACGAUGUAGCGUUACAAGCAUGCAAGAGUGAAAUUAGAGUUGAUUGUGAUCGCUUGCGCUGCCCAGAGAUAGAUAAUCCGAAUGUGAUCGUAUUCAUUCCGGGAUUCCAAUCUUGUGAUGAGUACUUCUUGUGUCAAGCUGGAACACCAAUUCAACGAUUCUGCGCCCCUGGAUUACAUUGGAAUCGAGAAGUUCAACGGUGUGACUUUCCCGAAUUGGCUCAGUGUCCGUGA
This is a messenger RNA of Anopheles marshallii, 594 nucleotides long. Its product is annotated as peritrophin-1-like. Bases 1 to 594 code for a protein of 197 amino acids. Gene Ontology annotation, molecular function: chitin binding. The record is from RefSeq and is a predicted model, not a curated record. NCBI's taxonomy places the organism in Eukaryota, Metazoa, Arthropoda, Insecta, Diptera, Culicidae. Gene Ontology annotation, cellular component: extracellular region. The transcript has a single exon.